AUGGAUAUAAAACCAUUUAUGAGUAUUGUUGUUGCUAUGGAUGAAAACAAUACAAUAGGACAUAAUGGAAAGAUUCCCUGGGCACCAUUACCAACCGAUCAUUAUUGGUUUUUAACACAUUCAACUACUACAAAAGAUCCAUUAAAACGUAUUGCACUCAUUUUAGGACGUAAGACAUUCAUAGAUACUAUUGCGUUCUUUAAAAAAUAUGUUCCUCGAUGGCAUUUUAUUGUUCUUACUCAAGAAUUACCAGGAAUAUUUUAUGAAAAAUAUUCAAAUAUUAAUCGAAAUCAAACAGAUGUUGUAAAUACUAUUGAUCAAGCUGCUUAUCGAGCAAAAGAAUUAAUUGAGACACCGGAUUCUAUGAUUGAAUCUGCAUAUCUAUUUGGUGGCGUAAUUCCAUAUGAACAAGCAUUAGAAAGAGACUAUGUCAAACGAAUCUAUUUAACAAGAAUUUUUGCCAAAGUUCCUGAUUGUGAUACUCAAGUAUCAAAAUUUGAUUUAAAUAAUUUUCAACGAAUAAAACGACCAAAGGAUGAAUUACUUGCUGAAUACGAUGAUAAAAUAAUCGAAGAAAAUGGAUGGACAUAUCAAUUUCAAGUCUAUGAGCGUAAAAAUGUUUAA
Molecule: messenger RNA, 624 nt
Organism: Adineta steineri
Lineage: Eukaryota; Metazoa; Rotifera; Eurotatoria; Adinetida; Adinetidae
Source: the annotation of a GenBank genome assembly